Xiphias gladius (swordfish) is the source of this 1291-nucleotide messenger RNA. It is a transcript of the gene exosc2, whose product is annotated as exosome component 2. Gene Ontology annotation, biological process: CUT catabolic process; TRAMP-dependent tRNA surveillance pathway; exonucleolytic trimming to generate mature 3'-end of 5.8S rRNA from tricistronic rRNA transcript (SSU-rRNA, 5.8S rRNA, LSU-rRNA). Gene Ontology annotation, molecular function: RNA binding. NCBI's taxonomy places the organism in Eukaryota, Metazoa, Chordata, Actinopteri, Istiophoriformes, Xiphiidae. The record is from RefSeq and is a predicted model, not a curated record. The coding region runs from base 59 to 934 and encodes 291 amino acids. The transcript has 9 exons. Gene Ontology annotation, cellular component: nuclear exosome (RNase complex); cytoplasmic exosome (RNase complex).
GAAAAGAAGAAGACUCAAAAGACUCAGAAGAAGAAGAAGAAGAGUCAAAGAAAGAAGCAUGGCAGCUGAUAUGAGAUUACCAAUUAUUCGAAAACUAGUGUCAGUUCCUGCUCUGGACCGGAAAGAUUUGGUCGUCCCCGGCGAUGUUAUCACUUCAGACACUGGUUUCAUGAGGGGUCAUGGUACCUAUGUUGAUGAAGACAAGCUGACGGCUUCAGUCGCUGGAGAGGUGCAGAGAGUAGACAAGCUGAUCUGUGUCAGACCACUUAAGACCAGGUUCAAUGGUGAGGUUGGAGACGUGGUGGUUGGAAGAAUCACAGAGGUGCAACAGAAACGGUGGAAGGUGGAGACCAACUCCCGGCUGGACUCUGUCCUCUUGUUGUCUUCCGUCAAUCUGCCUGGAGGAGAGCUGAGGAGAAGAUCAGCAGAAGAUGAGCUCACCAUGAGAGAAUACCUUCAGGAGGGCGAUCUCAUCAGUGCAGAAGUGCAGUCUGUCUUCUCAGAUGGAGCCCUAUCGCUUCACACUCGUAGUUUAAAGUAUGGAAAAUUAGGUCAAGGAGUGCUGGUACAGCUUUCUCCAUCUCUGAUCAAGAGGCAGAAAACCCAUUUCCACAACCUGCCAUGUGGUGCAUCCAUCAUCCUUGGGAAUAAUGGUUUUGUGUGGUUGUAUCCCACACCGGGACAACAGGAGGAGGAGGCUGGGGGCUUCUACACCAGUUUGGAGCCGGUUAGCCUGUCAGAUCGAGAGGUGAUUUCACGGUUGAGGAACUGCCUGCUAGCGUUGGCUGCCCACAAGGUCCUCUUGUAUGACACCAGUGUUCUCUAUUGCUAUGAAUCAUCACUUCAGCACCAGGUCAAGGACAUCUUGAAACCAGAAGUGAUGGAGGAGAUUGUAAUGUUGACACAACAGAAGCUGCUGGAACAGGAGGGUUAGAGAGCACGAAUCUGAACUGUGACCUUGUCACAAAACUAGGAUCACAUCAAACAUAUAUGUCAAGGUCUAACCACCUACCUGAAGACUGAAGUGGCAUUUUUUUUUAAAAACAGAAACCUCCCCAUUGCGGCAGCCUGGCAGUCAGGCCGCCCAAAGUUUAUUUUAUGAAACAAAACUGCUGAUCAUUAUUUGACUGCUAGUGAUAAGGAUGAGUAACUUUUAAAAUACUGCAGCAUUCAGAAAUCCUUUGAGCAGCCGUUUGUACGUUUUACAGAGGUAUAGCGGAACACUUUUGAUAAUGUGUGAGGUUAUACAAAAAAACUGUUGUAUACAAUAAAUUUUCUAUAAUUUUCAGUA